Messenger RNA from Zea mays, 1638 nucleotides. RefSeq names its product transmembrane emp24 domain-containing protein bai-like. The transcript has 4 exons. The coding region runs from base 1095 to 1418 and encodes 107 amino acids. Lineage: Eukaryota; Viridiplantae; Streptophyta; Magnoliopsida; Poales; Poaceae. The record is from RefSeq and is a predicted model, not a curated record.
UCUACCCUUCAACAUGUGUAGGUAUAGUUAUGUUCCUUUGUCAUUAGCUUUAGCUAAAACGCAGACAAAUCACAGUUGCAGUUUUGUGUGCUUGUAUGAGUUAGUCGUCCAUGGAUUUCUUUGGUUAUCUUUUUUCAAAAUAACUGCCUUGAGUUCAUUAGGGGAGCAGAUCAUAAGGAGGGAGCUCCCUAAGUGACUUAACAUUGUGAAGAAUGAGAAUCAAGGAGCUCCCUCCUUAUGAUCCCGAUGGUACUACAUCAGGGCUAAAGGAUCUUGUCUAUUUGACAAAAUCAUUUACUAGCACACACUUCAAUGUCUAGAUUAUGCACUUCUAUCAGUUUUUAAUUUUCUUCUCCUGUAGCGUCAGGGACCAUCGUGCUAUUUUACUGCUUUGGUUAUACCAGCAAACUUUUCUCGCCUCUGGCUUACUAUCGUUCGACUCAUAUUUAGCGACAUGGGAAUAAUCCAUUUUUCGUGGUAUUAUGAGGUUGCUCGAUUUCUGGCUGCAGGUGGACAGCGCCAACAAGUACGAGAUCUUGCUGGAGGUGGUUUAGGUGAUGACCGACCUGAAGCUGAUCAUCAAGCGGGCCUACAUUUCCUCCCACGACGAGUGGUUCAUGAACGGUGAGUGGCGCUGCCUCCCCCUGCUGUCUUUAGGAAGUUAAGAUAGGUGAAAGGAAGACGGAACCUUUCUAGGGUGAUGUAAAGCCUGGCUUUUACUUGGACUGUGUAAUAUUUCUAUUUUCUUUCCUCCCCCUCCCCCGAACCUGAUGUGUGUUGUGUGUGGGGCUUUGCUUCGCCUUUCUGCAGGUACUAAACCAACUUUCCUUCAUGUUGCUUUCUAAAUAUAUUGUGUCUAUGUAUCUACAUAUAAAUUAUGAUUACUAAGCAUGUAUUGUUUCUGAGUACCAGGUUAUAUAAAUAGAGUGUGGAUACAGGAACCUUGUCAGACAACGCUACAUGUCUGCAAUAGCUCCAAAUCAAUUGCGAAUGAACCUUGCCUAUAAGCACAAAGCAGAAAAAGCUGUCGUGGAUUAUGGCUUUCAUAUGGCCUGAUAGCCAUUACAAAGUGGGAUGAUGAGGUUGCAAGGGAAAUGGAAGUCAUGGUUAGGGAAUGUGGGAUAAAUUCUUUCAGGUUUUUCAUGACAUAUAAAGGCCUGUUGAUGGUCACCGAUGACCUCCUCCUGCAAGGCCUAAGAAAUGCAAGUCGCUUAGUGCCUUUGGUAUGGUUCAUGCAGAGGAUGGUGAUGUUGUUGCCGAGGGACAACAACAGGGAAGCUGACAUGCGAACAGUGAGCGAGAGAACGAAUUCUAGAGUUGCCUGGUUCAGCAUCCUGUCAUUAGGAGUCUGCGUUGCCAUCUCUGUGCUGCAGCUGUGGCACCUUCAAGGGUUCUUCCGGAAGAAGAAGCUCAUUUAAAUUCACGUUUUAUCGGUGUGUACUUCCCGUGUUAACUACCAUAGAUGGACAAUUGUCAAAUUUAUUUCAAAAAGGAAACUUGUAUGAUGGACAAAACAGGUCGUUGAUACAUGACUUGAAACUAGCAACCUAUAUUCCGUGGAAUUGAGAUCGACAUUCCAUCUUGAUUGCCUUGCAGCUGCUGGUAAAUAAUGAGUGCUACGUGCAAUUUUUCUCAUUA